Urocitellus parryii (Arctic ground squirrel) is the source of this 4376-nucleotide messenger RNA. It is a transcript of the gene Mtus2, whose product is annotated as microtubule associated scaffold protein 2. The record is from RefSeq and is a predicted model, not a curated record. Lineage: Eukaryota; Metazoa; Chordata; Mammalia; Rodentia; Sciuridae. Gene Ontology annotation, molecular function: microtubule binding. Gene Ontology annotation, cellular component: cytoplasm; nucleus.
GAAGGGUUGACAAUGAGYGUCCCAGCAGCUCCCAAGAAAUCGUGUUUCAAUCAGUUGCGGGACAACAGAAAUGGUGCGAAAAACAAUAAUGAGAGCAUCCUAAGUCUGGGAGAUACAAAUGCCAAUCAAAUCAUGUUGGAGGUCAGCUCCUCUCAGGGUGAGUCAGAGACACAGGACCUGGUGGAUGAAAUUGGAAAUGCAAAUUCAGGUGGGCUAGAACACCACACCCACUUCCUUAAGGAACCUCACCAAUAUCAGGGCUUUGGGAAAGGACCUCAGGCUGCCUCCACCAGUUUGAAAGAUUUUAAACUUUCUGCGACCAUCCAGAGGGAGCUACCUGAAGAGCAUACGAUGGAGAGAAGCACAGAUUUCCUGCAGAACCCUCGGAGUGUGCAGGGACCAAGCCUGUCAAGUUGGAGGACUGUAAUGGGUGAGGCUAGUCUAGAGGUUCUGGCUAAAAGSGAUGUUGAAAUUCCCAGGCACGUUCCCAAGGAUAAGUUGGCAAAGACCCUGGACAAUGAGGAAUUGAAAAGGCAUUCUUUGGAAAGAGCUAGCAGCUCUGCAGCUGCGUUUGGGAGCUUGACUCUGCAGCAUCAGCAGCCUGCACAACUGGAUGCCCUUGAGCCCCGGGGUCAUGUGCCUGGAGGUGGAGAAGGGCCACAGAGGACAUGGACUGACCACUCUCCAGGGGCAGCUUUCCUUCCAGCUGAUAAUACCUCAGAGGGAAAGAGUGUGCGUCCUCCUAAACCAUCUACCUCAGAAGCCAAGGAGACCAGUCCCUCAGAGACCCCGACAGAGGGUGCACACAGACUGAAUGUUUGCCACGAGCACGCAUCACAUGCUGCCCAUGCAGACCCUGCUCUGAAUUCGACUUUGUCAUUGAAGGAAACCUUGAGUUAUCCAGAAGCACAAUUAGGUCAGGGGAAGGGGGAACCAAAGCUGGAACUGAAAUAUGUUCAAUCCAGGACCGGGCAGGAGCUAAAGUCGACCCAGGCAGGGGGUCUGGGGUGUCGCAAGGAAGAGAGUAUGUCACACCAAGACAGAAAGGAGUCACGUGGGGAAGCACACAAAGAAGCCAUGUUUGCAGUUAGCAACGCUUCAAAUGGCAGCCAGCACCAUCCUGCGGGGGAAGGAGGCAACAGCCAGGAGAAGGCAGGAGUCGGUGCCGGGGUGGAGGGUCUUCUCCAGAUCACCCCCAAACAGGGUCCUGCUUCCUUGGAGGUGGCUGGAAAUCUUCCCACUGGCAAAGUGUCACCGAGUAUAGGUAAGAAGUUGAAGGAAAUGGCAUCCAGCAACUUUUUGCCCAGUGAUGGCCACGUAGCUUUUGUUCCUAAUGACCUGACGGACAGCAAGCCCUUGGAUGUCAGYGAGGAGACAAAGAGGAUGGGCAGUGGGAACAGGGAAAGGACCAUGGUGUUGGCCUCAGAUCCUUCUCCCGGAGAGAGCAAAAYGGAGUCCCCGAACCCUCAAAGCAGCUGCUUAGAAGCAGGGGAAAAAGAGACCAYAGUACCCAUGGUGGAAAGUGGGAAUCUUCCAGAAGAUGCAGCCAAGARUGAAAUCACCCCAUCAAGAGCAGAGUCAAGUCUCAGUACCCCGRCUCCUCUCCACCCAGAGACAACUGUGAACACGACCCACCAGCCCACGCCACCCAGUAGCAGUUUUCAGGACCUUGGUGUGUUCAGUGUGAACGCAGGGUCACCCUCAGCAGUCCCACCCGCCACUGACAGUGUGCGGCUGCUCAACACAUCCCCCAAAGUGCCUGAGAAGAACACCUGCCCCAGUGGGAUCCCUAAGCCUGUUGUUGCGCCUUCCAAGGACACACCUUCCUCAGAGGAAGGAAUGGAGAAGCAUCAGAUUGAAAAAACAGAAGAGAGGACAGACGUGAAGCCCAUCAUCAUGCCCAAGCCCAAGCAUGUGAGGCCCAAGAUCAUCACCUACAUCCGGAGGAAUCCACAAGCCCUGGGCCAGGUGGACACUUCACUGGUCCCCGUGGGGCUUCCCUAUGCCCCACCAGCAUGUAGCAUGCCUCUUCCCCCGGAGGACAAGGUGGCAAGUGGAGACCUGAAGCCAUCAGCUAGCCUCUAUGAGAAAUUCAAGCCAGACUUGCAGAAGCCAAGGGUCUUCAGUUCUGGGUUGAUGGUGUCUGGCAUCAAGCCCCCAGGACAUCACUUCAGUCAAAUAAGUGAAAAGUUUUUGCAGGAGGUGACAGACCAUCCUGGAAAAGAAGAAUUUUGUUCUCCUCCCUACACUCACUACGAAGUCCCUCCGACUUUCUAUCGGUCAGCCAUGCUUCUGAAGCCCCAGUUGGGACUGGGUGCCAUGUCCCGCCUACCCUCUGCAAAGAGCAGGAUUCUGAUAGCGAGUCAGAGGUCUUCAGCAAGUGCCAUCCACCCACCGGGACCCAUAACAACAGCUGCCAGUCUCUACAGUUCUGAUCCUUCAGCAGAUUUAAAGAAAGCUUCCAGUUCAAAUGCUGCAAAAUCCAGUCUACCGAAAUCCGGACUUCGACCUCCUGGAUACUCGCGUCUCCCAGCGGCCAAGCUGGCGGCCUUUGGCUUUGUCCGGAGCUCCAGCGUGUCCUCAGUUUCCAGCACCCAGUCAGCGGACAGCGUGCCGCCCGAGCAGAGCCGGCCAGCCACCCGUUCAACCUUUGGGAAUGAAGAACAGCCAGCUCUGAAGGCAGCUCUGCCUUCUAAGGAGACACCCAAGGGGGCCAGCCGAGUGACCCCUCCAGCAUCCUCCAGUGUGACAACACCCCGCAGGAGUUUACUUCCAGCGCCAAAGUCGACUUCUGCACCUGCUGGAGCAAAGAAAGAAGCACAAAAAGAUCAAGAUGCCAAUAAACCUACUGUUUCAUCUCCUAAGAGAACAGCAGCUUCUACCACCAAGCUUCAUUCACCAGGUUACCCAAAGCAGAGGACGGUGGUUCCUCGAAAUGGGUUUGCACCCAAGCCUGACCUGCAGGCCCGGGAGGCUGAGCGGCAGCUGGUCCAGAGACUGAAGGACCGGUGUGAACGGCAGGCCCGGCAGCUUGGCCUCAUUCAGGGGGAGCUGAGGAGGGCCAUCUGUGGCUUUGAUGCUUUGGCCGUGUCCACUCAACAUUUCUUUGGAAAGAAUGAAAGUGCCCUUGUGAAAGAAAAAGAGCUGUCAAUCGAACUUGCAAACAUCAGGGAUGAAGUUGCCUUCAACACAGCCAAAUGUGAGAAGCUGCAGAAGGAGAAGGAGGACCUGGAGCGGCGGUUCGAGGAGGAGCUGAGGAGGCUGGGCUGGCAGCAGCAGGCCGAGCUCCAGGAGCUGCAGGAGCGGCUGCAGGGGCAAUUCGAGAUGGAGAUGGCGCACCUGCAGGAGGAGCACCACAGCCAGCUGCUGCGCAUCCGGUGCCAGCACCAGGAGCAGGUGGAAGAUAUCACCGCCAGCCAUGAGGCUGCUCUUCUGGAGAUGGAAAAUAACCACACGGUUGCCAUCGCGAUUCUGCAGGAUGACCAUGACCACAAAGUCCAAGAAUUGAUAUCUACCCAUGAACUUGAGAAAAAGGAAUUAGAAGAAAAUUUUGAAAAGCUGCGGCUGUCAUUACAGGACCAGGUGGACACACUGACCUUCCAGAGCCAGUCUCUGCGGGACCGAGCCCAUCGCUUCGAGGAGGCUUUGAGGAAAAACACCGAAGAGCAGCUGGAGAUUGCACUGGCCCCUUAUCAGCACUUGGAGGAAGACAUGAAGAGCCUGAGGCAGGUGUUAGAGAUGAAGAAUCAGCAGAUACACCAGCAGGAAAAGAAGAUUAUUGAGCUGGAAAAGCUGGCAGAAAAGAACAUUAUUCUGGAAGAAAAGAUCCAAGUCCUCCAACAACAGAAUGAAGACCUUAAAGCAAGGAUUGACCAGAACACAGUUGUCACCAGACAGCUGUCAGAGGAAAAUGCUAAUCUCCAGGAAUACGUGGAGAAAGAGACCCAGGAGAAGAAGAGAUUGAGCCGAACCAACGAAGAGCUGCUUUGGAAGCUUCAAACUGGGGACCCAACCAGCCCGAUUAAACUCUCCCCCACAUCCCCGGUUUACAGAGGCUCCUCAUCCGGGCCCUCCUCCCCAGCCAGGGUCAGCACCACGCCCAGAUGACGUCACCACGCAGCCUGCGGGAGCUCAGGCUUCUGUCCACCCGGGGGAGUGCUGACCAUGUGCUGGCCAAGUGCCGGCGGCCGCCAUGCGCGCAUGCUCAGUAGCUGCAUAAUGCAUCCUAGGCAGCAUUCUCUUCUGACCCCUGUGUAAGACUGUCGUGGUGUUGGCGCUUAGGAAGGUGUAAACGGUAGAGUCYGGUGUGCAAAAACGUUUUACCAUAGUUAGAGCCAAAAGACAACUCCAAUUGUUCUUGAGUGAUGAACUUUCAC